This is a messenger RNA of Panthera uncia (snow leopard), 17344 nucleotides long. RefSeq names its product src kinase associated phosphoprotein 2 (gene SKAP2). The coding region runs from base 213 to 1277 and encodes 354 amino acids. Lineage: Eukaryota; Metazoa; Chordata; Mammalia; Carnivora; Felidae. The record is from RefSeq and is a predicted model, not a curated record. Gene Ontology annotation, cellular component: cytoplasm; plasma membrane. Gene Ontology annotation, molecular function: protein binding. The transcript has 18 exons.
CCGGGAGGGGCUGGGCCGAGAGUCCGGCAGCUGCUGGCUGGGGCUUUAGUGACUUCCUUGUUGUGAACCCCGGCCCGGCAGUGUCCGGACUCGUAGCCCCGCUGCCCUUAGCGGGACCGCUAGCCCGAGUCUAGGUCGCAGCCGCAACUCCAGCCCGUCGAUUCCCUUUUCAGCACAGGUCUUUCCCCUCCGCACGCCUCGCGCUCCCUAACAUGCCCAACCCCAGCAGCACCUCCUCUCCCUACCCCCUCCCUGAGGAAAUUAGGAACCUGUUGGCAGAUGUUGAAACAUUUGUAGCAGACACACUGAGAGGGGAAAAUUUAUCCAAGAAAGCAAAGGAAAAGAGAGAAUCCCUUAUUAAGAAGAUAAAAGAUGUGAAGUCUAUCUAUCUUCAGGAAUUUCAAGACAAAGGUGAUGCAGAAGAUGGGGAAGAAUAUGAUGACCCUUUUGCUGGACCCUCAGACACUAUUUCGUUAGCCUCAGAAAGAUAUGAUAAAGAUGACGAAGCCCAUUCUGAAGGAAACCAGUUUCCUCCAAUUGCAGCACAGGACCUUCCUUUUGUUUUAAAGGCUGGCUACCUUGAGAAACGCAGAAAAGAUCACAGCUUUCUGGGAUUCGAAUGGCAGAAACGGUGGUGUGCCCUCAGCAAAACAGUAUUCUAUUAUUAUGGAAGUGAUAAAGACAAGCAACAGAAAGGUGAAUUCGCAAUAGACGGCUACAAUGUCAGAAUGAAUAACACUCUCAGGAAGGAUGCAAAGAAGGAUUGCUGUUUUGAAAUCUCUGCUCCUGAUAAACGGAUCUAUCAGUUCACAGCAGCGUCUCCCAAAGAUGCUGAGCAGUGGGUACAGCAGCUGAAAUUUGUAUUACGCGACAUGGGAUCGGAUGUUAUUCCUGAAGACAACGACGAAAGAGGGGAACUGUAUGAUGACGUGGACCAUCCUCUGCCAACCAGCAGCCAGCCACCUGAUGAUGAAAUUUAUGAAGAACUUCCAGAAGAGGAAGAGGACAGUGCUCCCGCAAACGUGGAGGACCAAAGGAAGACGAGUCAGGACAGUGCUCUCCCCGCCACAGGAGAUAAAAGCACCGAUUAUGCUAAUUUUUACCAGGGUUUGUGGGACUGCACAGGCGCUCUUUCUGACGAGUUGUCAUUUAAACGUGGUGAUGUGAUUUACAUUCUUAGCAAGGAAUACAAUAGAUAUGGCUGGUGGGUAGGAGAAAUGAAGGGAGCCAUUGGCUUGGUGCCGAAAGCCUACAUAAUGGAGAUGUAUGAUAUUUGAGAGUCCUGGCAGGAAAAAUCAACAUUUCAACUGAAGAAAAAAAUUAAGCUGCAACUUUCCCUUUCUGCCUGCAGAAAAGGAAGAUUCUUCUGCUAGUCAGUAAAUGCUUUGGAUUUAGAAUCAUCUUGAAAGCCUGCGUGGCAGCUCAUAACCUUUUUGUGUUUUCUUGAACGUUUGUCUUUAACUGUUAUUUUAUGCAUUCAUUAUAAUAUUCCUCUGAUGUGAAAUUAAAUAAAGAAUAUUAAUGUAAAUUAGAUGCAGGCAGGAAACUUGUACCUGUUGCUAUUCUGCUAAGAAAUAAAUGUAGUUUUUAUUUACUCAUUUGAUUUUUGUGAAGAAUUCAGCAUAAUUUUCUAUGUACUGCACACUCCCUGCUACUUUCAUUAUGAGUUGUAAUUUCUCUUUGUGUUGGAUGUCAAUUAUAUUUUAGAGUAUAAUACGUAAUUUCAUAGAAAUUUGAAUUGAGUAUAUCAUGCCAACUUCUGGUAGAUGCUAUCUAAAGAAUGUGGCUUUGAUAACCAUCUUAGUACUUAUCUUUCACACAGUAGUAACAUAUUUUCAUGAAAGAAUCUUACUGAUUGGUAAGUUUCCUUCGUGUUAAAUAUAGCCACAAGAAAGAAAAGAUGACAGGCUUCCCGAUGGCAGUGCACGGACACCUGUGACACAUGCAGACCAGAACCACGGUCCAUGCCGAGCCCUUUCUCAGUAACAAACAUCCUGAUUAGAUGAUGGACUUGCCAACGUUUUCCACCACCGUUCUGUAUUUACAUGGAAUAAAAUAAAAAAUUCAUAAGAAAGCCCAUUCUGUGUAAUACAAUGGCCUAAAGAGUCUCCGUAUGCAGUUUCAAAGUAAGGAGACCUAACGGAGCACUGCCUUAUCCUGCCCGAUCACUGCUGUGCUGUUAAAGUCCCAGCACAGAACAGUAGAACCCCAGAUCUGAGUCUCCUUUACACUUCUCAGAGCAGUGAAUAGAAAAGGAAGGGCUCAGAGAGGAGAGCAUAGAAAUCGUGGUGGGAACACGUACCAACAGGCGAGUGGAAAGGUAGGGUUAGCCGACACUGGAGGUCUGUGUUGUGCGGCCAAAGCAAGAUUUGUGGAACGAUUACAUCACCUUUCCGUGUAUAUUUGAAAUCAAGGGUAUUAUUUUCAAUGCCACCAAGGUAGCAGUGUGGCCUUGAUACAUAUCAAAAUGCCCUGCUGAUUGGAUAAUUAUUUGAUGUGGAUAGACUCAUGUAAUUUUGAAUCAUUGAUUGGGGGCUACCACCUUUGUUGAACUUUUCAGAUGUUUGUUUUAUAAAGGUAAAAAUGCUAACCAUGAAUGAGUUGAAACCCCCCUUUAUUUAUAUAAAACUAUUUAUAAGCAGUAUUUCAGAGCUUACAUUUAACGUUAUCUUCUCAAUACUGUGAUCAUUAGAUUUCAAAUGGGAUGAAGUAUAUCUUUUAGUUUUAGGGAUUGCGGGUCAAGUCCAGUUUACAUAAAUUAGACAUUGUCAAGUUAAAGCUUUCGGAAAUGAAUUUGUGCACUCGUCAAUCUGUUCCUAAUAGAGACCCGUUGGAGCAGGUUGAAAUCAUCUCAGCAUAGAUGAGACAACUGGAGACAAAUUUAGUGGUCUGCUUUUCAAAGCCUGAGAGACGAAAAACAAAAGCAGUCGUGGGUCUCCCCUGAAAAUGUAAUUUUGGUAAUGGAUACAGGUUUCAUGCUUCUGGUUGAAAGGAAGAUUUUCCUGCUCGGCCAGUAGGUGGCAGCAGCUUUUCAUCACAUACCAAAGCACUGGGCAGCCCCUCCCCCACUCGGGCACAAACUGGAGCUGCGUGUAAAGCAUGUAAAAGAGUUUUGCCUCCUUUUACAGUUAAUCCAGGAGAGGGAGUCCUUUGCCAACUGAUGACCAACAAUUCCAAGCUGGAUAGUCUCUGUGAAUGGUGACAAUACAGAAAUAAAGUGUUAACUUCUGUCCAGAGCUGCUCUGGCCUUUGUUCUUGUUUAACUUGAAUAUAGGUGGGAGACAGGAAGGGAAACGAAAGAUUUCAAAUUAGAGUGAUAAGAAAAAUAAUCAUUACUUUCAAUGCAUGACUCCUUUGUAUUCAUUUGGCAAAAUCAUUUGUAUACUACCAGGGAGAAAGUUUUCUUUACACCCUUGACAAUAUAUCACACUCUCUUCAAGAUCAUAAUAAUAUCAUUAAUGUGAAUUUAAACAACAUGGCUUGUUAGAAAAUAUGCUAAUUGCUAUGUUCUCAUUAUGUUUGCUUAGCUUUUAUUUGUUUUUCUAUGAACAGUUAGAGAGCUAAUUUUUUUCAAAGGUGAUUGUAAGUCAUAUUUUAUAUAGCAUUUUGCUUGAUUAUUUGCUCUGUACUGAAUUUGUACUCUAUUGCCAUUAGAUCUUACAAUAAUGUUCCACUCUGCAAAUUUUUAAGGUUCAAAUAAAGUUUAAUUGUUUGCAAACUGUUAUGAUGCUAAUAAUUCAACAGCCUGCUGUGUUACUAAUGAAAUUACUUUGUUAUGAUUAAUUUGGAAAAUAGUGUGUUGAUUGUAGUAAUUAAGCACAACAAGGUGAAGUAAAUGAUUCUAAUGCCAUCUGGCCUCCAAACUGAAUGAAGAAAUGAAAUAGAGCUGUCAUCUGAAUUUAUUCAAAGAAGUAAGGAUAAUACAAAUGACUUUCAUUGCUAUAGGAUUUACACUUAACCACAGCUCACUCCAUUCUGUUUUUGCCACUUUGUUGCAUGUGACCCUUUCUCUUAUGAAAAACGUUGCUUAGCCUCGUAAUUGUUCUGAAUACUUUAUAUUAUUUUCAGUUGACUAUUUUUACCUUGUGUUCAUUUAAUUACAGAUAAUUACAUAAAGUAUCGUAGGACCAUAGAAAAUUACUUUUCAGCCAUCUGUAAGUGAAAUCUAUGCAUGUGGGAGGUGGAUUGCUAUCAGUGUGGAGAUAGGAUGAAGAGUGGAGAUUUCAUUCAGUUGUUUCUAAAAUGUUUCCAGUUAAGAUUCCCCCAUAGUUCGAAUGAUUUCUAAUUUCCUGUAAUUUCUCCUGCCUAAACUAUUGCUGUUCACGUCAUAGAGGCUGGUACCUUCCAGGGUCAUGAUUAAAUGCAGAACCCAGAACUGAGUUCUAUAGUAGAGAUCCAGAAUUGCAGUUCAGCCACCAUAGGGAAACUGACCUUAGCAUACGUGGUGGUCUAAAAGUUUGAACUUCACCAGUGAGACCGAGCAAAGUGUUGUAAAAAUUUCUAACUCAAGAAAGAGUGCCUCUAAAUUUUGGAUAAAUCGGUUGUUUGUAUUUCAGUUGAAUAGAAUUAUAGACACAAUCUGUAUAGAAAUCACUUUUACGUCUCUUGAGUUCGAGAGAGGCGAGACUAUUGAAAAGCAGUCUACAGGGUAAAGAAGGAGGUGUUAGAGAUUAAAACAUGGUCAAGCCAUAGAAAACUUGACUCAGAGGUCGAAGGGAUAUAAUUAAUAUCCAUUACAUAAAAACAUUUGUUAAAAUGGCUUAGUUUGUGACUCAAAUCCCGAGUAUUCCAAAAUACAGAGAAACAAAUAAAUAGUGUAUUAUUAAAGUAUCUUUCUACCAACUUAACCUACACUCAAAUGCGUAAUUUAAACAGUUUAUGCUCUGAUGUGGGAACAAGGAAUGUCUAGACAUCCGCAGCUUCAGCCUACAUAUACCGGUCACCACCUUCUAGCUGAGUUCUAGAAUAGCCGUUAGAACCCCUGAUUGUAUAACAUUUUGCAGGGAUGAGGUAACUACUCAGAAAAUUAUAUGGUCACAGUAACAUGGAAUGGCAUUUCAUUAACGCCAGGUUUGAAGAGCUUUUUCUUUUUUUCCCUAGUAGAAUCUGCUCUAUCAUUAGUUGGACACAAACCCAGGAUUUAUUGCCAGCAUGGUACUUCAGAGUAUAUGGUGUGUGUCCAGUAAAUAUUUGUUAAUUAACUGAUUUGGCAACCUACCGUUCUCUCAAGACUUGAGAGUUAAGAAGAAAAGAGCCUGACUUCUCCACCUAGUAGAGAAAAUGCCUCCAUGAGUUAAUACCUCAGCUUUCUGACCGACAACAUUCUCCCCAUCAAAAGAUCAGUCCCUUUUACUGAGUCUUUAAAAGUAGUUUCACUGUCCCCAUAACACCAUCAACAAGUGGACUGGAUUUGAUCGGUGGCAACAGAAUUGAGGGAGAUGGUAAAAAACAAAGUUGAGUGUGGCCGCUCGUCUUCAGAGGUUUCCUGCCUGCCUUUGCUGUUCGUCGUAACUCUUUUCAAGAAGGCACAGCCGACCCAGACAGCGUGGGGCAAGUGAUCUAGUUUCACUUUCCAUUACAUUCCGAAUGGCAGCUGGCUUGGAUUCCACCUGGCCGACGUCAGAGAGGCCUUCUGACCUUGGAAGCUGUGGCCUUGAAUGGAUCAAAAAGGAAUUUCGGAAAGCGGGAAGUUGCACUGUGGUUGCCCAAUCCAACCACAACUUAUUUUCCUGGUCUUCUUUUUUUUUUUUUUUUUUAACCUUUACUCCCUAUUUCUUGUAUUAUUAUGUCAACUGGAAUGCUUUGACUCCCCGAGAUGAAAGGAACCAUAAAUGUGGAAAGUAGCCUUAGUCAUACCAGUGCCCAGGUUAGGUCUGUGAUGGUGGGAAGGAGGCGGGAAGCUCAGCAAGUCAACUUGUGAAUAUUGGCAAAGGUGAAAAUAGAAAUCGUCUCAAAUGCCCACUUCUUUUAUAUUUAUUUAUUUAUUUAUUUAUUUAUUUAUUUAUUUGUUUGUUUGUUUGUUUAUUUAUUUAAAGAGAGAGAGACAAUCCCAAGCAGGCUCCACACUGUCAGCACAGGGCCCAACGUGGGACUUGAACCCGUGAGAUCGUGACCUGAGCCGAAACCGAGAGUUGGACACUUAACCAACUGAGCCACCCAGGGGCCCCUCAAAUGCCCAUUCCUUAGGCGCUUUUCUUGACACCGAAACUUUGGAAAGUGUUUUCCUAGGUUACUCUCUUCUCCCUUUUCACUUUUUUCAAUGUCCAUUACUCAGAGAGGUAACAGAGAACAGCACUCGUCUACUUUCUGUUUAUUGGCCUCAACUUCGUAAUAUAAAGAUAUCACUCCUGCUAGCGCGAAAGCAGGUGCCAUUUGGUAGCUUAAGCGGCAGUUUGCACCAAGUGUCCUUUUCUCCGAGGAGAAAAUUCCUGACAGCAACGUACCCCAAUUAAAAUUGACAGCUUUAGGGGCGCCUGGGUGGCUCAGUCGGUUAAGCAUCCGACUUCGGCUCAGGUCGUGAUCUCACAGUUGGCGGGUCUGAGCCCCGCAUCAUCGGGCUCCGGGCUGACAGCCCAGAGCCUGGAGCCUGCUUCCGAUUCUGUGUCUCCCUCUGUCUCUGCCUCUCCCUCGCUCACGCUCUGUCUUUCUCUCUCAAAAAUAAGCAGACAUUUAAAAAAAUUUAAAAAUGACUACAUAAAAGGAGGAGAAAGUUCCAACAAACGAGCAGAUUGCCAUAUGCUGCCCCCUCUUCCCAGCCCUCUCUGGAGCCCAUUUAGCAAACCUCGUGCUCUUUAACUAUCAUGUCGAAGUAAUAACAAUUUGACGAGCAAUAACAAUAGCCAGCAGUAACUGUUUACUAUUUGUCUUGCUCUGUACUUUGCAUUGAACCCUUCUAGCAACGCUAUGAGGUAAGAUCUGUUGUUUAUUCCCAUUUUCCUGAUUAGGAAACUGAGCAUAAGUAAUUUGUCCCAACGUCCAGAGUAGGAAGUUCCCGGCCUCCCUCCCUUAAAUGCAGCAACAUUCUGCUUCCCAGUACUGUGACAAAUUCAAACCAAAUGCAUAAUUCUAGCAUAUAGUAGGCACUCAAUAAAAGCAUAUUGACUACUGGCGAUGGCACCAUUCUUAUGAAGUAGUCUGGAGCAUGUGAAAAGUUCAAGAAUUGAUCAUCAGACAGCAGAAUUUGCCUCAUUUAGUAGUCGAAGCAGCCCAUGGUGACUGUAUCAAAUCUGAAGCAGCUAAUCCACAAUGAAGGAGAAACUUUAACACAGGAAUAUUUCUAUCCUUGAACUUCCAGUCUGGCUGAAAAUAGUCAAGGCAGCAGAGAGCUGAGAGAGGACACCAGGCCAAAGGGACGUGCCUCUAACGACUUUUUCUCAUCCUCUCUGCCUCUCCAAAAGAAAUGCCCAAGGCAACUGACCAGCCAGGAAAGCCUUAGAAAAGUCUUUAAAGUGGCUGCUUCUGUCUCAAACAACUCUCCCAAGGAGCUCCGUCCUAUGAGGCAUGAUGUGUGGAAUUCUUUACCACUCUACGGAGUGAUUAAUAUCAGCCGUGUUCUCUGCUUUCCAUGAACCUGCAAAAACAAGAGGAAAAUGGAGACAGAAAGACUGGAUAAGCUGUUCAAGAUCCCCUGGUUUAGAAGUAUGAGUGUUGCCUCAAACCCAAGUCUUCCGGCCCCACACUCCUUGGUCUUACCUCUCUACCACGCGCCUACUCAGAACGACAACUCAAAACAGAGGAAAUAAGCAAUGUGUCAGUCCUGUUUCACAGAAGCCACCAAAUAACAGCAGGCUUUUACAACUCCAGAAAGGCUGGGAAUCAGACUCCUGCUGCACAUGUGUCCUUCUGUUCGCUAUUUCUAUUUCCAAGUCUUGCGCUUCUUCCAAAGUGUGUAAAGUCACUGGAAGUGCGUUGAAGAGAUGCAAACCAGGAAGUGUUCACGUGAUAAAACGGGCUCAGAGACAACUCUCUGGCAAGGGGAAACCAAGAGCGAGAAAACUGAUCACCAGAGGAAGGUUUUCGUGUGGACACAAGUUUUCAGCUUAUUUGGGGAGAGACCAAGGAGGACAACUCCUGGAUCAUAUGGUAAGAGUAUGUUUAAUUUUUUAAGGAAGUAUCAGACUUCCUUAAAGGAAGUACCACUUCCACAUCCAAAGUGGCUAUACCAUUUGCUAUGAAUGAGAGUUUCUAUUGCACCGUAUCCUUAUCAACAUUUGAUGUUGUCAAUACUCUGGAUUUUAGCCAUUUUAAUAGGUGUGCAAUUAUAUCUCACUGUUGUUUUAACUUAGAAUUCCCUCAAGAUACAUGAUAUUGAACGUAUUUUCAUAUACUUACUUGCCAUUUUUUAUCUUCUUUGGUGAGGUGUCUGUUCCUAUUUUUUUGCCCACUUCUUAAUUGAGUUACUUGUUUUCUUAUUGUUGAGCUUUAAGGGUCCUUUCCAUAUUCUGGAUACAAGUCUUUAUAAGAUAUGUGUUUUGCAAAAAUUUUCUCCUGGUUUGUGCCUUUUUUUUCCCACUUUCUUUAUAGUGCCUUUAACAGAGCAGAAGUUUUUAACUUUAAUUAAAUUUAACUGAUCAAGCUUUUCUUUCGUGGAUCAUGUUUUUAGUACUGUAUCUAAAAACUCAUUGCCAAACCCAAGGUCACCUAGAUUUUUUUUCCCCUACGUUAUCUUCUAGAAGUGUCAUAGUUUUGUAUUUUACUUUUAAGUCUCUACUCCAUUUAGAAUUACUUUUUGUGAAGAAUGGAAGGUCAGUGCUUAAAUUCAUUUUUAAAAAAAAUAAAAUGUGUUGUUCAGGUCGGACUAUUUUAUUGAGUACUGGAUCCCAUACUUUCCGCUGACAAAACACAGCAGAAUGAGGAAAUAUUUAUUUCUUCAUGAGGGACCCUUCCCUUCCUAGCCAAGUAGAAGCCUGGGGUCUUAAAAUGGUAAACUAGUCUGUGUGGCCCAAAUUUUUGUAUUUCACUUGACAUUAAGAUAGUGACCGGCUAUCUUAACUGGAAAUUAAGAAAGGGACCAGCAACACACCUCAGCCUCAAUUUCUCUACCUAGUGACCACAGAGUCACCAUUCUCAUACCUCAGUGCUUAAUGCUAGGGACCCAGGAAGCCAAUGUGCUAAGAUACCCUAAUCCACUUGCUGUGGACCAGACAUAGUGCAACUUGAUCAGAGAAACACCUUCCAGAUUCCAGGAGGCAAAUCUUCAUGUUUUGAUUUGUUAUGGAUAGGUUUUUUGUGUUUUUUUUUUUAACUUUUUUUUUAAUGUUUAUUUACUUUUGACAGAGAGGGAGACAGAGCAUGAACAGGGGAGGGGCAGAGAGAGAGGGAGACAGAAUCCGAGGCAGGCUCCAGGCUCUGAGCUGUCAGCACAGAGCCCGUCGCGGGGCUCGAACUCACAAACCAUGAGAUCAUGACCUGAGCCGAAGUCGGUUGCUCAACCGACUGAGCCACCCAGGUGCCCCUGGAUAGGUUUUUAAAGUAAGCUAUUUGAAGCACCCCUGUCCAGAGUGUAACAGCAAAUCUAACAAAUAAGUUCCCAGAAUUGGUCUUGUCUACACCUGUACUUUUCUGCCUGGCAGGUACUCAGCUUGCCAGGUAACAGGGUGACCCGGAACAGCUCUCUCGUUUCCAUCAGUACUGCCUCUCCCUGGGGCCGGCUUCUCUUUCCUGGCACUUGGUUCCAGGAUGGCCUGCUCGCUUUGCUUCAGUGCUCUCUGAAGAGCUAGUGUUGAAAAUAGCCAGUGUUGCUGUACUUCAUGUACACCCACGGGCUCAUUUGCUGAAGUUUUCAAACUUGCAGGCCAUUUGACACAUGCACCAGGAAGCCUGAUGACCCACCUCUGGGUUGCCCGUAUCGACAUAGACUCACCCUCUCACCGGGGCAUUCUCUCCUGAAAUUCCCUGUUCCUGGGACUAAAGCACCUUUUUGAAACAUCAAAGUCAAAACUCCUUAUCCCCAUGAUCUGACCUGAAAACCAAUGCCCAUCCAAGCAUCUCGCUCUGUAAAACAGGACUAAUAAAUGCCCACAAGGCUGAUGCUUUGGGUAAUAUGACGGGAAAGUGUUUGGAGUUCUUCAGAGGAAAAAGGAUAUUUAGGGGCUAAAUUGCAUUACAGUCAACGGAAUAAGAGCAGAGUUUUUAAAUUGCAAGAUCUGGUGACAGUUUCUCGAGUGAAACUAGUUGUUAGAGCACAUGAAUUUCAAUUUCCAGGUCAAACAUGCCCAAGCUGUUCUGCAGGAGUUUAUGGCAGGCUUCUGAUGUAAGUUCUGUGAUUUGAUUUUAUUGGUUUCUGGCAUUGGGUCCUGUAUUAUGAGCAUAGUAUGAGCAUAUUAUGAGCAUACCUAUAAAACGUACUUGGGAGUUAUUCUUUUCCUUUGAAGAAUAUGAUACUGAAACAAGUUUUUAAUAAAGUGUUUUGAAAAGGCAACAGGCUGAAAAAAAGCUGGGCAAAGAGUCAAGCUAGUAAUGAACUGAAUGUGUCUCUAAUUAUGUUGAAUUUACAAGUAAUAGAAUAAGGCAGGGUUGGCAAUUACUUUUGAGUGAAAUUGUGUGCCUGAAGGAAGAAAAAGCUUCCCUUAAAGUUAGGGAAAAUGAAAAAAAGUGCUGUAUCAUUACAUUUUAUUUGAAAUAUCUUUCAAUUUAGACCUCCAAAGGUGUAAUCGGUUCAAAAACAGAUUCCCAAUAAACAUUUUGUCGAAACGGAUGGUUUUCUGAAACCUAAGUUUGGUUUUGAUCUUUUUUUUUUUUUCACACGUGAAGCCUUGAGUAUGGACAUCUCCUUGCUAUGUAGUCUUAAAGCCCAUGGAUUUUCAAGGUGGUGCCCCAAAGUAAGAUUCAGAAAGUGAUUAGAAAACGCUCGAUAGAAUGCUCACACACUACGCUGGAAAACUCAAGACUUAAACGAAUUCGAGCUUUCCGAUAAAACAACUUAAGUGGAUGUAUAAAUAAUUCAUCUGAUGCCCACAGAACUGCCUCAGCAUCAUUUGUCUCUAAUAAGCCAAAUCCACAAAUGAAUAGGGCGCUGGCUGGCAUCGGGGCUCGUGUCUCUCACCAUGUGACUCCGAAUCGGACCCCAUCUUAACCAGAGAACGAUCCAUCAUUUGAGCAGGUAACAGGCUAGAGCAGGGAAGCCCUGGGGAUACGGGGUUUGCCUUCCCAGAAUCACGCCAUUCUCGCAGCGAGCUCAGGUCCUGUGUCUGCAGGUGCCAGCUGAGGUUCUGGGUGGCAGGACAACUGUGGGCCAGGACCCCUGAGGCCAACAGCUUUCUGCUUCAAGCAAUUCGUUCUCUGUUGUUUAAAUGCACACUCUGUGGUCCUGAGAGCCUUCCAUUUCAUUCCCACAAUACCGCACCAGGUUGGUAUUAUUAUCCUUGUCCCUGUUUCGUGGGUAAGGAAAGCAGGAUUUAGAAAGGUGUAGCAUCUUAUGCAAUGGCCUGCGGCUAGCCCAUGGCAGAGCCAGACUUCAAUUUAAACAGUCUGGGUUUCUAACUGCUAGACUAUGUGGGGAUACUAGUGUCCUCCUAAGAUGCCCAAGCUUAGAGACGUGUUCUGGAAGGUCGAUGGGCACAGGAGUCAAGCAGCUUCACGGGUAAACUGAAAGGCAGAGAAUUCAGUGGCUUAGUAGGAUCACAAACGUAGUAAGUCAAGGGCGAGUUGGAGAUCAUUUGGGGGGAGCCGGCUUCCCAGGUGGAACAGCUGCUUCACGCGUGUGGGGCUGGUGUGUGACAUGCACACGAGUGACCUCGCCAGAAGCAGGCAUCACAGCGGAGGUUCCCAUCUUGCUCUGUUCCCCAAGCACCUCCCUCCUGGGAUUGGGCCUCGGCUUCCUCAUCUAUCAUCUGAAGGGAGAUAGAUUUUCAAGUCUUGCGUUCCGUUUCAUCCCUCGAAUUCGAUAGCCACGGCAGCCAGGAAGGAUGCUCCAAUAUGGAGGCAAUCAUACUUCACCCUGCUGGAUACGGGGCUCUAGUGGUGUGACCCCGGUAGAAAGCUUACAGAGUGGUGGCACUGGUUUGUCUCCCGUCCCCAUUCUCUGCCGACAGGCAAACAUGACCUCCUCUCCUCCCCCCCCUCCCCCUGCCGCCCACUCCCAAUGAUAAAAGGACUUGGGGAGGCUUAAACUAAAGUAUUAUGGCUUUUCUCUAACUGCUCACUACCAUCUUGGGCGAAAUUUGUGCUUAUACGUGAAUGACUCUAUACUCUUUUAUCCUUCCCUGGAGCCAUUUCAUCCACCAGAUUAUGAGUCCUUGACUUAGGAAGUGAGAUUUUACCUUUAACGUCCUAGAAAAUCGCUGUAAGAUAUGUCACAAGGAUGAAACAAAGUCAUUUUUACCUGGGGCUUUGAUAACCCUUUUAGUCAGAUGCUUUUGCAUCAGGUAUAAUCCUGGGCGAAUUUACUCUUCCAGGAGUUAAUGCAUUUAACAACGACGCAUUAUGGCCAACGCCACUGCCUGUCAGGUGUUUAACAUCAGGAUCAUAAAGAACCUGUCUGCUCCAAGUCUGCUUUAUCUCUCAUCUCCUCCUGGCAGAUUGGCAUUUGCCUCUGUUUUCUCAAUCUGUGGAUAAAAGACCAGAGGGAUUGCUUCAGGAUUUGGACUUCUGCAUAGAACUGCAUCAGCGUCACCAGCCCUAAGACAUCCUUUAUUUCCUUACCAAAAUCCAAUGCAAUUUGUAUUCUGAUCUCAAAGAUCCCAUUCGAAGUGACCUGUAGGAUGACCCCUUAAAAUAACCGACACGCCAGACCGCAGAUCCCCAUAGAGGCAGGGUCAUUGUUUGUCUCUUGAUAUAUUCAGCGGUCUGCUUUCUAAUGUUUAUGUGUCCCCAAAUAGUUUUAUGAUAUAUCGUCAUUCUUAUCUUCGGCAUUCUGAUGCCUGUUUUCUUUACUUUAUCUGUUAAGCAGAAGUAUAUUUCGUGUUCAAAGCGAUACAUCAUAAAGGUAGAAAAAGGUGAACCCUUUGAUAUAUUACAAGUCUCUCAUAGCAUGAAAUAACUAUUGCCUAUUAUUUUACUCCUGACGUUUUUAUUUUUAAGGGAAUUUCACUUGAUUUGUGGUGCUGACACCUCUGAUAUGUUGUUUCCAGUGACCUUACAUCCAAAAUCAGUAGCGUGUGACAUUUGAUGGCCCAGAUAAAAAACAUUAAUGGUGGAAGAGAGGGUUUAUUUUCCUGGUCAUAAAUUAAGUUUAAAUAACUCUGAAUUUAUUUUAAACUCUCCAGUACUUUUUACUGUCCAAGCAAUAAAUGUAUUUAUUACUGGGGGCCUACCUGGGUUUCCAACACAGAGCCCGGCUGCUUUGAUUCCUUUCCUUCUCCCUCACAGAAAGCUCAUCUCACCUGGAAAGGCCGAUUGGCACAAACCAUUCUCUAAUUUCCACCAGCAGGGAUCAGAGAGAGGGCUGCUUAUCGGAGGGGUAAACCAAAAACGUUUUUGUUGCCGAUCAGCUUAAGAAAAGGGGGAGUUCAUAAAAUACUCGCUGAUGCGGGUAAUCCAGUUCUGAACGAAUUCUGUUCCGGAAUUAGAAGUAGAGACCCAGGCGGGAGCAGUCACGGCCCGGUCCCUCUACAGCCUCGUGUAAGGGCUUAUGUUCCGUCCUGAUGUAACUUUCACAGAAGGGGAAGCCCAUUUCCUCAUUUUGAUCUUUACAACUUUCCAUCUUUAUGUGUGUGUUUUUUGGUACGCACUCGCGAGAUGUAUCGUAAAAUUGUGUGGAGGAUUUCUCAGUAGAAAACAUUUUAUGAUUUAAAAUUUUCUAUCUGUAUGUUUGAAAAUUGCCUUGUAUAUUUUUUAUUGAGAUAUAAUUCACAUACCAUAAAAUUCGCCAUUUUAAAGCGCACAGUUCAGUGGUUUUUAGUAUAUUCACAAGGUUGUGGAACCGUCACCACUGUCUAAUCCCAAAACGUUUUCAGCACCUGAAAAAGAACCUCCUGUACCUGUUAGCAGCCACUCAGCACUCCUUCCUUUGCCUGGCCUCUGGCAACCACUAAUCUACCUUCUGAGUCUAUGGAUUUGCCUCUUCUGGACACUUCAUAGAAAUGGAAUCACAGGGGCGCCUGGGUGGCUCAGUCGGUUAAGCGUCUGACUUCGGCUCGGGUCAUUAUCUCGUGGUUUGUGAGUCAGGCUCCGUGCUGACAGCUUGGAGCCUGGAGCCUGAUUCGGAUUCUGUGUCUCCUCCUCUCUCUGUCCCUCCCGUGAUCAUGCUCUGUCUCUCUCUGUCUCUCAGUAAUAAAUAAACGUUAAAAAAAAAUUAAGAAAAAAAGAAAUGGAAUCAUACAAUAUGUGACUUUUUGAAUAUGGCUUUUUUAAAAAGUGUUUAUUUAUUUAUUUUGAGAGAGAGAGAGCGCAAGCGAGGGAGGGACAGAACCGAAGCAGGCUCCAGGCUCCGGGCUGUCAGCACAGAGCCCAAUGUGGGGCUCGAACCCAUCAGCCACGAGGUCAUGACCUGAGCCGAAGUCGGAUGCUUAACUGAGCCACCCGGGGGGUCCCUGAAUAUGGCUUUUUUUAGUUAGCAUGUUUCCAAGAUUCAUCCAUGUUGUGGCCUGUACCAGCACUCAUUCCUUUUUGUAGCUGAAUAAUAUCCCAUUAUAUGGUUAUACUACAUUUUACUUAUCUGUUCAUCAGUGGAUGGUUUUUUAUUUAAAAUUCCUGUCAAAAGUUGCCUUAUACUUAAUUCCUUGAGUAUUGGUCCUGUUUGGGAUAUUUAAAAAGUUCAACCUUCGAAAAAAAUGCUAUAAAGUAUACGCUAUUUUAAUAUCUUCGGUAAUAACAAUCACACAUCACUUGUUGAUUAUGUAUGAAUUUGAUCUGGCCACAAAAUGGGAGGAAAGUAGUCUAAGCAGCUCUUAAUUAUAUGAGUAGGGUAGUAAGACAAUAAGUCAUUUACUAAAUCAAAAUUCACAUUUAAAGAUUACAUGUGGUUCUUGAAUAUAUGGAAUGCUGUUUAAAUGGCUUUUCACAAAAAGCGGCCACCUGAUCCCUCUUGGGACCUCAGGACACUUUUCCUUGGAGUACAGCGACAUCCCAUACAUGUUUAUCCUUCACUGGACUGGAAAUUCUUUGUAGGCAGGAGCUGUAUCUGCUUCAUUUUUACCUCCAGAGCCCCAACAAAAUGCUUUGUGGGUACAAGGCACUCAGAAAGCAAAAACUUGAUGAAUUAAACUGUACGCUCUUUUGCUCUCUGUGCUCAGUGAGAAAAAAAGAAGAGACUUCCAGAAAGCAUUCUGAUCAUUGCCAGUUGGCUUCCCUUUACCAUUUAUGUAGAGAGAAGUAAACAGUUCACACUUGUGUGGCUUGAUAAACGUCCACAGAGUGAAGACACCUGUGUGACCACCACCCAGGUCAAAAACCAGCCCCUGCACCCCCCCGCCCCCGCCAGCCCUUCUCUCCAAAAGCAACCACUAUCCUCACUUGUAACACCAUAGGUGAUUUUGAACUUUACAUAAAUGGACCUUUCUCUUGUGCUCAUGACAUCUUCAAAAUAAGGAUAAAAUCAAAGUUGGCAGACUUAUAAAUAAGCAUAUGCAUGAAAUACAAUCUUUAGAUUCUAGGCAGCAAAGACUGAACUAAUCUAAAGGGCAGAACACAAUGCCCAUUUUCACUUCUGACUAUACUGAAUUUAAAAAAAAAAAAAUCUCGGGGCACCUGGGUGGCUUGGUCGGUUAAGCGUCCGACUUCGGCUCAGGUCAUGAUCUCACGGUCCAUGAGUUCGAGCCCCGCGUCGGGCUCUGUGCUGACAGCUCAGAGCCUGGAGCCUGUUUCAGAUUCUGUGUCUCCCUCUCUCUCUGCUCCUCCCCUGUUCAUGCUCUGUCUCUCUCUGUCUCAAAAAUAAAUAAAGGUUAAAAAAAAUUAAAAAAAAAAAAAUCUCUCAUGAUUUCUUACGUUUUAAUGAUCAUUCAUUAAACUGCUUAACCUGCGCAUAGAAAAGUGUGAAGUAAGCCAUGUUUGCCCAUUUCCUUUCACCUUGGAUAUUUCUACUUGCAUCCCUUCCUUCUCUCAAGGACUUUGUCUUUGUCUGGGCCACUGUCACCAAAAUACCAUAGACUGAGUGGGUGGCUUGGAAACAACAAGUAUUUGUUUCUCACAGUUCUGGAAGCUGCAAAGUCCGAGAUCAGGGGACCUGCAUAUUCAAUGUCUAGUGAGGGUCUGCUUCCUAGUUCAUAGACAGAUGGUGGGUGGUCUUCUCACUGUGCUCUCAAAGGGAAGAAGGGGUAAAGGAGGCUUUAUAAGGGGACCAACCAAUUCUAUUCACAAGAGCUCUUCGCUCACAAUCUAAUCAAUUCCUCAAAGCCCCACCUUUAAAUGCCAUAGUUUCAGCGUAUGAAUUUGGGGGAAACACAAAUAUUCAGUCUAUAGUAGACUCCUUCCUAGUUCCAUUCCUUGGAAAUCAUUGUAAAGGGUAAACUGAUCAAACAGCAGUGUUCAAUAACAACUAUAUUGGCCACCUCUUCCUAGCAGAUCUCUCAGUAUUUGAAAGGACGCACAUCCUCAGGAGGACUAGAAUUUGGGAUGGUGUUGCUGUAAGCCUGGGUGUCCUGAGAACAGGGAGCUCAGAGGAAUAAGCAUCCGAGUUCAGCAAAUCUUUUGACAAAGUCUAUCCUGUUAUCCUUGAGGACCAGAGGGAGAAAUGUGUGACUGGCAGAAUAACAGCCUGACACUGAACGGGGAAGUAAAACUAAUUCACCAGAUGACAGAAUUAUGACGCAAAAAGGUCUUGACGGUCUGGAGCGAUAGCCUCAAACUCACUGAAUUUAAUGGUGAUAAACAUAAGGUUCUGUUAUCGAGAUAAAUAACUAAUGACACACCUACAGGAUGAGAGAGGCUGACUGACAUCCAUUCGGGUGUAAAAAUAAGUCCCAAGGAUUUCAGUUGAUUAUAAAGGCAACAUGAUGUGACUGCCAACAUACUACUUUAAUCACAGGAGAUGAUGAGGCCACUGUUCCUCUUUUUUUCUGCCAUAGUCAGAAGCAUCUGGUGUAUUUUAUUUGCUUUCGAGCAUCACAUUUAAAAAGGAAGAUGGUAAAACUCGCGAGGGUUGAGGAAGGAGGAAAGGGUAAUAAAUGGCGGGGAAGCCCGGGGAAGAUACCAGGAAUGAUGGGAGGGGAUGGGCAUUCAUAGUCCCAGGGGGUCUACAGCUCUCUCACAUCUGAAGGGAGGUGAGAGGUAGCACAGAGGGGAGCUGCUAACUUAGGUGUGACCUCAGAAGGCAUCUGACCUUUUUGCAAGUUGUGAAUGGGCUGGGACCAGAUGAUCACUAAGUUCAUUCCAGGAAAAAAAAGCUAUGAGUGUUAUGCCCCGUAGAAACCAGAGAUGUAUGUGGUUCAGUCGUAGAGUAGUGUCCCACUCAAGAAUAGUUUGGCAA